Molecule: messenger RNA, 1581 nt
Organism: Mycena indigotica
Lineage: Eukaryota; Fungi; Basidiomycota; Agaricomycetes; Agaricales; Mycenaceae
Product: F-box domain-containing protein
Exons: 4
Coding region: 1-1581 (526 amino acids)
Source: RefSeq, a predicted model, not a curated record
AUGGUUUCGUUACCAGCUAUGACCAUCCAUUCCCUCCCCGUCGAGCUCAUUGCACGCAUAUUUGUUUUAGGCGCUGCUGACCAGUACAGCGACUCUCCAUUCCUUCUUCGACCAGAUGAAGACUACUGCUCUACUGCGUCGGCUGACUUCCAGUUAAUCUCCUCGCAAGUUUGCCAGCAUUGGCGGCAAAUUGCAAUCCGAACUUCUUCUCUGUGGACAUCGCUGCAUUUCCGUGAACCAGUCCAUAUCACAAGGGCUGAGGCAUUCCUCAGCAGGGCUUCGCCAAAUUAUCCACUUGAUAUUCUGGUGGACACCGUUUCGCCGGAGGAACACAUUCCUGGAGUAACCCUAUGUCGCGAAGAGAUGCGGACAAUAUUCGAAUUAAUAACGCCUCAUGUUGCGCGGUGGAGAGCAUUUCAUCUCAAGGAGCUUGUACCGCACGAGGUUUGGAAUCGAUUCUCACACUGUUUACAGGUCCGCGCAGACGAAUGCAAACUUAUUGCCCGGCAAGCUUUGUCUACAUGUGGGCCUGCCCCCAGGCUGGAGACGCUGCAGCUGUACCACUUUGAGGACUACCGAACGGCCCAUAACCUCUACAUCGCAACCUACCGCGACCCGGUCAUGAUAUUCAAUAACGUGCUCCCUUCGCUGAAGAAUGUGUCACUCAUUGGCGUCAACUUGCCAUGGGCACACUCGCCGUACCUGAAGCAACUCGACGCGCUGGAGCUCGCUUUGCAUCCGGACAACAUCAGACCACCAUUCGAUGUCUGGGAUGCGAUGCUCAGAGAGUCUCCUCGUCUUCGUCGACUGCUGCUACACUAUUCUGGCCCGCGUGUGGCAUCUAAAUCACCCGAUAGUCGGAUUUCCGUCCCUACACUAGAAGAGCUUUCGCUUACGGACCUUGAUCCUGAGCACUUGACAACGAUGCUCAAAACGCUUGACCUCCCCCACCUUACCACUCUGUCGAUGGACCUCCCAGAUCAAGACUACACCAGCGCCAUGCAACUCUUGACGGAGGAGUCAGAGUGUCCCCCCAUCCAACUGGCGGGGCUUCACACCCUCCGGAUUGCAGCGCUCGAAUGUCAAGCGGAGAUAUUGGCCAAGCUCAUCCGUGCGGCUUCCGCUUUACGCGUCCUCGAGCUCGAUUUCUCUGCGAUCAGUCCACGUCACGUGUUGCUCGAUAUCUUGUUCGAGGCAACUGUGGUUUCGGACGAGGACGAAGACGAAGACUCAGGUUGUAGUUGCAAACGCCAGCGACGCCGGAUCCCGAUCUUCCCUCAUCUAAAGGAAGUGCGGCUGUUCGGAUUGGAUGGCACGAAGUUGAGGGACCUGAUAGCCUUUCGGUCGGGCUUCAAGUGCAGUUGCGCAAACCAUGUGCCUCUACCUCGCUUCGUUGUGCGGUGGUCACCCGGACCCGGGAAAGAGAGGGACAAGGUACUGGAUGAGCUCGUGGAGAACUGCAAGGUCGAGUACAUGGAAGAAAAAUAUGACGAAUUGGAAGAGGACGAUGAUGGAAGUAAUUCAGAUGGCUCAAUGGAUGCGGGGUCGGGUACGAAUGACUCUGUAGACUCCAAUGAUUAA